ACUCCGUCCCGCCCGGCCGCUCCCUCGGGGGCUCACUCCGUCCCGCCCGCCACGAUGCUGGCCGUCCUGUCCAACAACUGGACGGAGGAAGCCCCAGCCGUCGAGGCGGAGGAGCCCGGGGACGGCUGGAGCCGGCUGCCGGCCCCGACGGCCAACCUGUCGCCGCCGGCCGCCUCGGGGGCCCCGUGGUCCCCGUCGGUUCCCGCCGCGGGGACCCCGUCCGGGACCAACCUGACCAACCAGUUCGUGCAGCCGUCUUGGCGCAUCGCUCUCUGGUCGCUGGCCUACGGCGCCGUCGUGGCCGUGGUGGUUUUCGGCAACCUGAUCGUCAUCUGGAUCAUCGUGGCCCACAAACGCAUGAGGACCGUCACCAACUACUUCCUGGUGAACCUGGCCUUCUCGGACGCCGCCAUGGCCGCCUUCAACACUCUGGUCAACUUCAUCUACGCGCUGCACAGCGAGUGGUACUUGGCGGCCAACUACUGCCGCUUCCACAACUUCUUCCCCAUCACCGCCGUCUUCGCCAGCAUCUACUCCAUGACGGCCAUCGCCGUGGACAGGUAUAUGGCUAUCAUAGACCCCUUGAAGCCUAGACUCUCUGCAACUGCUACCAAGGUCGUCAUUGGGAGUAUAUGGAUUCUAGCUUUCCUGCUCGCAAUUCCCCAGUGUCUGUACUCCAAAACCAAAGUGAUGCCUGGACGAACCCUUUGUUAUGUUCAGUGGCCAGAAGGGUCAAAUCAACAUUUUACGUACCACAUCAUUGUGAUUGUCUUGGUGUACUGCUUUCCUUUGCUUGUCAUGGGCAUCACUUACACCAUAGUUGGAAUUACCCUGUGGGGAGGAGAGAUCCCAGGAGACACAUCUGACAAGUAUCAUGAACAGCUCAAGGCUAAGAGAAAGGUGGUAAAAAUGAUGAUUGUCGUCGUGGUGACAUUCGCAAUUUGCUGGCUGCCCUACCAUAUUUAUUUCAUAGUCACUGGGAUCUAUCAGCACUUGAAUCGGUGGAAAUAUAUCCAGCAAGUCUACCUGGCCAGUUUUUGGUUAGCCAUGAGUUCCACUAUGUACAAUCCCAUCAUCUACUGCUGUCUAAAUAAGAGAUUUCGAGCUGGAUUCAAGAGGGCUUUCCGCUGGUGUCCCUUCAUCGAAGUGUCGAGCUAUGAUGAGCUGGAACUCCAGGCUGCCAGAUUCCAUCCCACCCGGCAAAGCAGUCUGUACACCGUGUCAAGGAUGGAGUCGAGCAUGACGGUGGUGUUUGAUUCCAAAGACACAGAAAACUCCAAAUCUAGUCGGAAAUUGAGAGGAGCCCCCCGGGAUCCCAGCUUCAACGGCUGCUCCCGCAGAAAUUCCAAGUCUGCAUCCACCAGCUCCGGUUUCAUCAGCUCCCCCUAUACUUCUGCAGAUGAAUAUUCCUAAAUUUUCCCAGCAGCAGCAGCAGCAGUGGAAUGGAAAGGAGCAGGAUGCUACUGUAUAUGAA
Molecule: messenger RNA, 1474 nt
Organism: Tachyglossus aculeatus (Australian echidna)
Lineage: Eukaryota; Metazoa; Chordata; Mammalia; Monotremata; Tachyglossidae
Gene: TACR3
Product: tachykinin receptor 3
Exons: 5
Coding region: 55-1413 (452 amino acids)
Biological process (GO): positive regulation of flagellated sperm motility; G protein-coupled receptor signaling pathway
Cellular component (GO): plasma membrane; sperm midpiece
Molecular function (GO): tachykinin receptor activity
Source: RefSeq, a predicted model, not a curated record